This is a messenger RNA of Uranotaenia lowii, 1497 nucleotides long. RefSeq lists its product as uncharacterized. NCBI's taxonomy places the organism in Eukaryota, Metazoa, Arthropoda, Insecta, Diptera, Culicidae. The record is from RefSeq and is a predicted model, not a curated record. Bases 1 to 1497 code for a protein of 498 amino acids. The transcript has 3 exons.
AUGAUGACCAAAGACUAUGAUACCAAAAUAUCCCACAACCAAAUUCCAAACUACAACAACAAUUUUGCCACCCGAUUACUUAAACUCCACCUCAUCGAUCGAUACACUGCCACCAAGCUAAAAACUACCACCGCUACGUGCCCGAGGAUAUACGGACAGCCAAAGGCACACAAGCAGAACGUUCCUCUCCGACCAGUAGUUCCCGGUAUGACCAAUCCAUGCUAUCAACUCUCCAAAUACAUCUGUUGCAUUCUGCAAGCAUCGAUGGAAUCAAAAUACAACACGAAAGACUCUUUCUCUUUCUGUCGGGAAAUCAGAGAUACGGACAUACCACACAACCACAUAAUGGUCUCAUUUGAUGUGAUAUCUCUGUUUACCAACAUCCCCAGGGACUUGGUGAUUAGGGAUAUUAUAAACAGAUGGGAUACGAUCAAGCCGCACACUAAGAUCAACCUGGAUCUUUUCUUGGAAAUAGUCUCUUUCUGUAUGCAUGCCAGUUACUUCGUUUUUCGUGGGACCCACUACAUUCAGAAAGAGGGUACAGCUAUGGGGAGCCCUCUCUCACCGAUACUGGCUGACCUUGUUAUGGACACACUGUUAGAUAGUGUUCAAAAACAACUCAGCUACACGAUACCUACGCUCCGAAAGUACGUUGAUGAUCUAUUUCUCAUCGUACCAGCUGAUCAACUCCAACACACGUUGAAUGUUUUUAACGGAUACCACCACAACAUACAGUUCACGUGCGAAGAAGAAUGUGAAGGCAAACUCCCAUACCUUGACAUGACUGUGAUAAGGCAACCAGACAACACGAUCCAAACUGAAUGGUUUAUUAAACCUAUUGCGUCGGGACGUUUGUUGAACUUCAACUCCAUUCAUCCUCUCUCACAGAAAAUUGCUAUCAUGCAAAAUUUCAUCGACAGGGUCAACAAAUUAUCAACAAUUAUGGAUGAAGACACGAAAAGGACGAUAAUCACCAAACAUUUACUGAUAAAUGACUUUCCUCGUCAUUUGAUCAAUAGAUGUUUAAACCGUACCAACUGGAAUAAUAAUCUACCAAUCACUAAGCCAUCCCAAGACACAAACAACAACAACAAUAUCACUACGUACCGAUCCAUCCCAUCCAUACCACUCCUAUCUCAGCAAGUUAUAAGACUUUUUAAGGAAACGUACCCAACAGUUAAAGUCACAACCAGAAGUACCAACACCGUAAACAAACUGUACACCAGAAUCAAGGACCCGGUUCCAUUCCUCGAUCAACACUCAGUCAUCUAUCGUGUGAACUGCCAAUGCAACUGGAACUACAUAGGCAUGACAGGCAGUUUGCUCAAAAAUAGAUUGGCUAAACACCGCAGCAACAUCAAGCAACUGAAUCAGCUGAUCGAACAAGGAUACACAACCCAAGACGAGAAAAUGCAGGCGAUGAAAACUACAUCUACUGCUCUUAUCACGCAUUUAUACAAAGCACAGUUGACAGUGACACAGUGUAACUACCGAUAG